UCUAUAAAAGAGAGGUGAACACUUACAGACCUCAGAGAGCAGCUUCAACUUCUUGUUCUUGAAUUGACAUGACGAUGCAGACGUACCCAGCAAAUGGCGGGAUCCUGAUGCAGGACAAAGUCUACAAUGCCCAGCCAGUGAUCCUGUCCAUGCCUGAUCAAACACUGAAUGAUGAUAUAAUUUUUUCCACAUUCAAUCUUCACUUCUGUAACCCUUGCUGCCUUGGGUUUGGAGCAUUUUACAACUCAAUAAAGGCCAGGGACAACAGAUUGCUUGGAAACUACGCAUCAGCACGGUCUUACGGCACUACAGCUCGCCGUCUAAACAUUGCUGCCCUCAUUAUUGGUUUCAUCUUUAUAAUUGGCUUCAUCAUCAUCCUUUUCAUGAUAUCGAGAGAAAUCACGUCAGUUUUUGAGGAGCUGACUUCUCCAGGGAAUUAAUGUCUGAAUGUUUGUAUUUGCCUGCAAUGGUUUUUAUUAAAUCAUUUAUAUCUUUUGAAA
This is a messenger RNA of Ctenopharyngodon idella (grass carp), 500 nucleotides long. RefSeq names its product interferon induced transmembrane protein 1 (gene ifitm1). Gene Ontology annotation, cellular component: plasma membrane. The record is from RefSeq and is a predicted model, not a curated record. The transcript has 2 exons. Lineage: Eukaryota; Metazoa; Chordata; Actinopteri; Cypriniformes; Xenocyprididae. The coding region runs from base 69 to 440 and encodes 123 amino acids.